AUCCUCAACUUUCCACUGCAAGAGAGUGGACGUCACUGCGCACCGACGCUUUUAGGGAACGAGUUAUGAGACGCGGUCUUUUCCAUUUUAAUGGUAAAUGUAUCGCACUCGUCCGUUUAUAGCAGUGGGUCUGUGGUGUGUAGCGCGGAACCUCUCAGAAAAGAAAGGAUUUGAUGCAGCAGAAACAGCCGAUGCCAUCUGAUGAUGCAGCACGGCCGGGUGCGGUUCCGGAGGCUGCGGACUCGGCCCUGCGUGAAGACGCGCAGCCUCACGAUUCCCCUGGAAAACACGCCGUGUCCGUUCUGUGGGCAUUUGGGAAAUGCAUCGGUGCCUUACUGCCGGUGUACCUGGCCGGAUAUUUUGGAUUCAGUAUCAGCUUAGUAUUGCUCGGUCUUCUGGCAUAUACUGGAUGGAAACACAGUCGCGAUGGAAAACAAGCGCGACUUCAAAGCGCGAUGUGCUUUUUGGAGAAUGAGCAGGAUGCCACAACUACACGGGUGUUUAGAAGUAAACGGGACUUACCGGCAUGGGUGAGCUUUCCUGACGUGGAAAAGGUUGAGUGGAUGAACAAGAUAUUGCAGCAGGCCUGGCCGUUCAUUGGACAAUAUCUGGAGAAACUUCUGGUGGAGACCAUUGCUCCUUCAAUCCGAGCCACCAGUGCUCAUCUACAAACUCUCAGCUUCACCAAAGUUGACUUGGGAGACAGGGCUAUGAAGGUAGUCGGGGUAAAGGUCUACACUGAGCAUGAUAAGCGUCAAGUGAUACUGGAUCUUUAUAUCAGCUAUGCUGGAGAUGUGGAGAUUAACGUUGAAGUGAAGAAGUACUUUUGUAAAGCUGGAGUGAAGGGUAUUCAGCUCCAUGGGAAGUUGAGGGUGAUCUUGGAACCUCUAAUUGGAGAUGUUCCUCUUAUUGGAGCCGUCACCAUGUUCUUCAUUCGCAGACCCAAUCUGGACAUCAACUGGACCGGCAUGACCAAUUUAUUAGACAUACCUGGUUUAAAUGCCAUGUCAGACACUAUGAUAAUGGAUGCCAUCGCCUCUUUCCUGGUUCUCCCCAAUCGCCUCACUGUGCCUUUGGUGCCCAACCUGCACGUAGCACAGCUCCGUUCCCCUCUUCCACGGGGUAUUGUACGGAUCCACUUGCUGGAAGCAGAGAACCUAGCUGCCAAAGAUAACUAUGUAAAAGGCAUUAUAUCUGGGAAAUCGGACCCGUAUGCAGUGCUGCGGGUGGGCACACAGACUUUCACCUCCCACCACGUUGACAACAACCUCAAUCCUCAGUGGAGGGAGAUAUACGAGGUCAUUGUUCAUGAAGUGCCUGGUCAGGAGCUCGAGCUGGAGGUGUUUGAUAAAGAUCCUGACCAGGAUGACUUUCUUGGAAGGAUAAAGCUGGAUUUAGGUAUUGUAAAGAAAGCAGUUGUUUUGGAUGAGUGGUACACUCUGAAGGAUGCACCAUCAGGUCAGGUUCAUCUCAGGCUGGAAUGGCUCUCUCUGCUGCCCUCUGCAGAGCGCCUGACUGAGGUUCUGCAGAGGAAUCAAAACAUCACAAUAUCCAGUAAGACAGCAGAUCCUCCAUCUGCUGCCAUUCUGACUGUGUACCUGGACCGGGCACAAGAUCUACCUUUUAAGAAGGGUAAUAAGGACCCCAGUCCCAUGGUGCAGGUUUCUUUGCAGGAUACGACCAAAGAGAGCAGGACGGUGUAUGGGACUAAUAAUCCAGUGUGGGAGGAUGCAUUUACAUUUUUUAUUCAGGACCCCCGCAAACAAGAUAUCGACAUCCAGGUGAAAGAUGAUGACAGGGCUUUGACUCUGGGCACUCUGUCUAUCCCACUCUCCCGUCUUCUCUCCAGCACUGAGCUAAGCAUGGAUCAGUGGUUUCAGUUGGAAAAGUCUGGACCGGCCAGCCGCAUCUACGUAACAUUUUUGUUGAGGUUGUUGUGGCUGAAUGACGAAGCAAUCCCAACCACGCCUGUGUCUCUAAUACCAGGAGAGGGGGAUAUUGAAUCUGAGGUGUCUCCAGGUGCAACAAAAUUGACCCCUACCUCCAAACGUCCCGAGCACACCAGCCCGGACAGCAGCUUUGCCUCUGAGGGUGUUCUGCGGAUCCACCUGGUAGAGGCCCAGAGUCUCAUCGCUAAGGACAAUCUAAUGGGCGGCAUGAUGAAGGGUAAGAGUGACCCUUAUGUGAAGAUCCGGGUGGGAGGAAUGGCCUACAAGAGUCAGGUCAUCAAAGAGAACCUCAACCCUGUCUGGAAUGAACUUUAUGAGGUGAUUUUGACCCAGCUUCCAGGUCAAGAGGUGGAAUUUGACCUGUAUGAUAAAGACAUUGAUCAGGACGACUUCCUUGGCAGAGUCAAAGUGAGCCUUAGAGAUCUCAUCAGUGCUCAGUUUACUGAUCAGUGGUAUACUCUGAAUGAUGUGAAGUCUGGACGUCUUCAUCUGGUGAUGGAAUGGCUGCCUAAAGUGACAGAUCCCACCAGACUUGAGCAGAUCCUGCAUUACAACUCUCGGCAGUCUUACCUGAAUAAAACUGUUCCAUCUGUCGCACUGCUGUUUGUGUAUAUUGAGAGAGCACAUGGUCUACCUUUGAAGAAGAGCGGCAAAGAGCCGAAAGCAGGAGCAGAACUCUCGAUCAAAAAUGUAUCUUACCGGACAAAAGUUUGUACUGCCUCCACUUCUCCACAGUGGGAUGAAGCUUUUCAUUUCCUGAUUCGUAAUCCAAGAGAAGACACAUUUAUUGUCAAACUCUCUCACAGUUGGGGUCAGGCUCUGGGUGCUCUUGUGCUUCCUGUGAGGCAGCUGCUGGUUGAGCAGGAUCUACUGCUGGAUUGCUGGUUCAGUCUGGAUGGAGCCAUGCCUGAGAGUCAGAUCCUGUUGAGAGCUGAACUAAAGCUCUUAGACUGUAAGUUGGCGCAGUGUAAUGAUGGCACAGCUGGUGCAGAAGAAGUGAGUCAUAUGAUCCCUAGUGGAGAGGCAGCUGCUGCAGCCAAUAGUGAGCUCAGGCACAGGAAUGUGCAUGCCCAAGGAGGUGAAGAUGGUAGUUCAAGUGGGAAAGCCCAGGUGAAGCUCUCUUUUGCCUAUUCAUCUGUGGAAAACAGAAUGGUUAUCACCAUCCAUGCCUGUAGGAACUUGCCAUCUCACUCUAAGGAUCUCCCUGACACUUACGUCACAUUCGUUCUCCUACCUGACAAGAACCGGAACACCAAAAAGAAGACCAGUGUUAAGAAGAAAAACCUCAAACCUGAGUUCAAUGAGAGAUUUGAUUUUGACAUGUCACUUGAAGAAGCUAAGCAGAGACAUCUCGAACUGUCUGUCAAAAACAGUGUUUCCUUCAUGAGUCGUGAAAAAGAACUUCUUGGCAAGCUUCAAAUAGACUUGAAUCAGCUGGAUCUCACAACAGGAGUAACACAGUGGUAUGACUUGUUGGAUGAGACCAACUGAUUGGGACUACCCAUGUUGACUUAAUGAUGUAUUCACACUCUAAAGAGAAGGUUCUCUUCGUUUAACAAAAUUUCAUGGAAGUUUACUUACCCUGAGACUACCAGACCACGGACCAGAGUGUCCUGAGUGUGAUUAUGUCAGGACCAUGAUUGCAUCAUGUAAUUGCUGUGCAACUCGCUUUGGCCCAAAAUAUAGCCUGCUUGAUUUCCAUCAUAUACAAUUUGGGCACAUAUAGCCCAAGUGGGCACUGCCUUGAGCAAACAUAAAAAAAAGUUGGAGAUAUAUAUUUUUAAGUAUUUAAAGGGUUAGUUCACCCAAAAAAACAAAAAAACAAAAAUUAUUUGUCAUAAUUUACUCAACCUCAUGCUGUUCCCAACCCAUAUGACUUUCUUUCUUCUGUGAAACACAAAAGGUGAUGUUAGGCAGAAUGUCAGCAUCAGUCACCAUUAACUUUAAUUUUAUGAAAAAAAUGAAAGUGAAUGGUGACUGAUGCUGACACUCAGCCGAACAUCAUCUAGUGUUCCACAAAAAAAUAAAUAAAAAGGAAAGACAUAAGGGUGAUUCAGUUAUGACAGAAUUUUCAUUUUUGAGUGAUCUAUCCUAUUCCAAUCUAUUUUAAGUUAAGUAAGCAGCUUUUUUUCUGCAGUGUUUGUUUCUUACAAAUGUUACUUUGUGGGCCAUUGAGAAUGUUUACCAUUGGGAAGUUCAGUUCAGCUUAGGUUUUUCAGUGUUAAUUCAUGCUAAUUGUAUUACAUUUCAACACAAAAAAGUUCUUGAAUGGCUUCAUUCCUGAUUCGGUCCGGUUGUGCAUUUCAAAAUGCACAAAAACAUAUUAGUAUUCUGUACUUUUCAUUUUCACUAGAUGAAAGGAACUAUUUUCACUGUUUUCUCUUUGGAAUCUAAGAAAUAACAAGACGUUUGUUUACUGUCGUUAUUGUUGGAACACCUCUAUCUUUGUAUGUUUUUGCAGUGCAAGAGGACAAUUGAUUUGACACAUAUCAAAAAGGCUUCAAUCACUCUGCAAUGUUUUUCCCCUCCCAAAGAUUAAAACAUGUAAAUGUAUGAACCAAAAGGCAGCAUGAAUAUUUUUAAGGGCAAACUCUCUGUGUAUUAUCUGCCCAAAGAUGUUACAAAAAGUGCUUGAUUUGAGUUUGUUUUUUGCUAUCAGAGUUUUUACUAUCUGAGAAAAAAAAAGAGGGCGAGAGGAACAGACAUGAUAUAAAGACAGUGAAUGGCAGUGCUUCUGCACCCCAUCACUGCAGAUCUUGAAUUGCAGUUUUAAUAAAUAUGCCAUUUGCACUUUAAA
This is a messenger RNA of Xyrauchen texanus (razorback sucker), 4746 nucleotides long. RefSeq names its product extended synaptotagmin-1-like. NCBI's taxonomy places the organism in Eukaryota, Metazoa, Chordata, Actinopteri, Cypriniformes, Catostomidae. The coding region runs from base 174 to 3440 and encodes 1088 amino acids. The record is from RefSeq and is a predicted model, not a curated record. Gene Ontology annotation, biological process: lipid transport. Gene Ontology annotation, molecular function: lipid binding. The transcript is spliced from 31 exons.